CAACAUGACUUCUCUCUCCUUCCCCGACCUAGAUGUCGACGGACCAGCUGGAGGCCUACGUGAACGGCCAGUUUGACGAGCUCCACAGGCUGGUGCGCCUGGAGGAGAAGAGGACCCUGCACCUGGUGGACCUGAAGGAGGCCUUCCUCACCGCCGCCGCCGCCGAGAAGAUCGCCGAGAUCUCCGUCCACACCGAGCGCCUGCAAGAGGAGAUGGCCUGCAUCACCCAGCAGCUGGGGCAGCUCGACCAGGCCGAGAAGCAGCCUGGGGCUGGAGUUGGAGCGGUGGCCCCUGCCGGAGCCCCAGGCCCCGGGCACAGACCCAUGAACGACAUUGAGGCCAGGCCAAGAAUCCCGGAGCCGAGACAAGGCCCUCGUUUGCCUGGCGACUACAGAAGGAACGGACCUGAACCCUCGAUGGACCACGCCCCCUGACCUCGGCUGGCAUCCAAUCACAAACCACCCUCCGUGUGUGGUCCUCCUACGUCUGCUCAUAAUACCGGGAUGGACUUUCCUCUUUUUCAUUCAUCUCUCUCUUUCAUCUCUUCCUCUCUCAUCUCUCUUCUAUCUACUUUUUCUUCUCUCUCUAUAUAUCUUUUUUUCUGUCUCCUCUCUUUCUUUCCUCUUCCCUUCUCUUUUUCCCCUCUCUUUUCUUCAUGUCUGCUGACUUUGGGGUGACCUUCGCUUGCACAGGCUGGUGUGACUAAAUGGAUGGCUAUGACAAUUCUUUUUUUUUUUUUUUACUCCCAAACUUAAAACUUCUUACUAGCAAACUUCUUUUUUAAUUGAAGUGCAUGGGUUUACCAUGCAUCCAUCAAACCAUUACCAUCAGGCUCAAUUAAUUCCACAGCCAAUCAGAUUUUUGGCUAAGGCUCUUGGCUCAGAGAGGAUUCUGGGUAAGAAGCAAUGUGCCUGUACCCCACAGAUGUUAGACACAAAGUCUGAAAUCUUUAGUGUGACACAUCAUGCUGUCCAGUAAUAUGUGGUGUUUUGUUAUGACAAGCAGCCUUGAAAGAGAAAGACAGAGGCACAGAGAGUCAAACUGAAUGUGACAGGUGACAGAAUUCCUCGGGUGUGUGCAGCUGUAAGAUACUAAAAAGGGAAAUGAAUCUCCCUAAAAUGUGCCUUGUUUUAUUGUGGAUUCUCAGCACAGCACAGCACAGCCCUGCUCUCUCUCUCUCUCUCUCUCUCUCUCUCUCCUCUUAUUGUCCUCAACUCUAAAUGUCUUCUGUGCAUGUGUGCAUGCGUGGGCAGACAUGACACGCCUAUGAGAGCAUGUGUUUGCAGCCUCCACCCACCAGACUGGUGUUUUGACACCUCCUGAUGUUGCAGAUCUGCAGAGACCAUGUUAGGUGAAUAUCCCACCUUAUUAUGCUUGUGCCUGAUAGUAGUCCUGCCUCCUCAGCGUUCUCUGUGAUGUCAUGGCUCAUUAGCCCUGGACACACUGCAGUGUUGCACAGUGCACACCGAACCGACCAGGCAACACAGCCCUCCUACUGCCACAGCUCAGUCAGACUUUCUAUCCACACAUUCUCUCCCUUUGUUCUGCCUUAGCUGUCAUCAACGCACUGUCAGAAUAGGGCUGACUUAGGGCUGAUGGCUUUAAUCGUGCAACACGUUUUGAUGAUGACUUAAUGAUUGUGUGCCCCUAUUAUGUCUUUGUAAUUGUCUAUUGUAACUUGCCCUCGGGGCCAAUGUUUUUGCAGUUGACAUAAUAAAAAUGAAAAUGUUUCCUGAAAACAGAUGUCACAACUAUUGCUUUUUAAGCAUUUCUGGGAAGUUGUUUCCGUCUAAAGUCAAUAAACAAAUGAUAUUUCGUACAUGGGA
Messenger RNA from Hypomesus transpacificus, 1826 nucleotides. RefSeq names its product tripartite motif containing 44 (gene trim44). The transcript is spliced from 3 exons. Bases 33 to 434 code for a protein of 133 amino acids. The record is from RefSeq and is a predicted model, not a curated record. NCBI's taxonomy places the organism in Eukaryota, Metazoa, Chordata, Actinopteri, Osmeriformes, Osmeridae.